This is a messenger RNA of Astrephomene gubernaculifera, 2256 nucleotides long. The record is from the annotation of a GenBank genome assembly. Lineage: Eukaryota; Viridiplantae; Chlorophyta; Chlorophyceae; Chlamydomonadales; Astrephomenaceae.
CGGGUAUGAGGGGACACAAAUGCCGCAGAAGGCUCUAUACACGUGACGACAGUAAUAGUAAACGUUUGCAUACAUAUUACCAUAGUUAACACACGACAAAAGCCUGUAGAGGUGCAUCUCUUCCAACAACUGCUAAUCCAAAAUGGCUAGCGACGAUGAAGACCAGAAUAUGAAGGAUUUGUUUGGUAGUGAAGAGGAAGAAGAUGAUGACUAUGGACGGGCAAACUUACGCACGGGUUCGCAUAGGGGCAUCGACGAUGGUGAAGCCGGCCCAGCACAAGAAGACAACCUAGAGGACGAUCUUGACGAUGGAGGCGCUGUUCCUAGCGGCCGUCAGUAUCCUGUCUCUGAAGAGCCUGAGGACCAGCAAGAAGAUGAGGGCCGGGACCGCUGGGACAACAGGCGCAAGUUUCCUCAUGGUCACCGCCCUUUGGCCAGGACUGGAGCUCCUAUCGACUAUGCGGCACCUCUUCUGCCAGUCCCACCGCCGCAGGGCGAGGUCUUUCUGCUGCGAGAGGCUUUAAUUGGCGUCGAGCCCACGCCUUUCAACCCAGAGACUUUUGCUGGGGAGGAGGAGAUUUUCAUUGACGAGAAGGGCAUUACGAAAAUCAAACCGGUUGACAGGACAAAGAUACGGUGGCGCUAUGCGCGGCGGAAGGGCCCCGAUGGGUCCGAAGAGCUGGUGCCGGAGAGCAAUGCCCGCUUUGUGCGCUGGUCAGACGGCAGCUUGCAGCUGCUGCUGGGUGACGAGGUGUUCGAUGUUGACACGGCGGACAUAUCACAGCAGCGCGCGUACAUGGUCGCCUACAGCGGCGUUGUGCAGGGCCAAGCCGCGCUGACCAGCAAGAUGGGGUUCCGCCUGGCCACCCUCAACAGCAAGCUGUACGCGCGCAUGCGGGAGGAGGUGGACAAGCGCACAGUCAAGGUGAAGCGCGUGCAGCAGCACGUGGAGGCGCUGGACCCCGCCAAGGAGAAGGAGCGGCGCGCGCGGGAGACGGAGGAGGUGUUGAGGAACAGGGCCAUGUUGGAGGCCCGGCAGCAGCGCACGCUGGCGCGCUACGCGGGCGGCGGCGGGGGGGCGGGCGGGCGCAGCCGGGGGCGACCCGAGCUCAACACGCGCUUCCUGGAGGAGGAGGACGGCAUCGAGGUUGGCGGAGACGCUGGCUUCAUCGAUGACGGCGAGGAGGACGCGGGCGGCUACUCGCGGCGGCGGAGGUUCAAUGAGGAGGAGGAGGAGGAGGCGGCUCGGCGGCUCCAGAGCGCCAAGCGGGGCGCGGCUGGCGGGCCGUCGCAGCGGCAGGGGGCGGCGGGGGGCAAGCGGCGGAGAGGAAGGGAUGACAGCGAGGAGGAGGAGCUGCCCGAGGAGGAGGACGAGGAGGAGGAGGAGUAUGUGGACAGCGAGGGCGGCAGCGAGGACGAGGAGGGCGGCGAGGAGGAGGAGGGCGGGGACGAGGAGGAGGAGGAAGCGCAUGGACGGCACAGGUCCAAGACACCCCCCCGGGCCGGCGGUCGGCCGCCCCCGCCCCCCGUUCUGCGCGGCAAGGGGCUGCUGUCAGCGGGAGGCGGGGGCGGUGGCGGGCCCCGCGGGGGCGGCGAGGUGCGGGCGCCCGCUGCCAAGGUGCGGCGAGGUGUGGUGCUGUCGGACGAUGAGGACGACUGAGGGCGGGAUGGUAAAGAGGAAACAACUAACUGAUUGUGUGUGUAGUUGAGUAGGGAAAGAGCGAGCAAUUGGGAGAGGUUCGCAUGUGAACCGCGAGUACAGGCAAAACAGAGGUAACCAAACCUCGCAAGGGGCUGCAAUGGUGUAAGGGCUGGAUUGGGGCGGGGGAUUGUGGCUAUGGGCCGUGAAGGGCAGGAGGGAGGGAUGGGCCCCGUUCAGGAAACAGGAGAGAGGGGAGGAUGGAAGGGGUUAGGCAGUAGGAGCGGGGUAUGGCGUUGAGGAGGACGGUCGGGGAUGGCGUGAGGCCGUGAGCUUGUUGGGUUUAGUCGAAGGUAGGGUUUGAGGAGCUAGGAAGGCCACAGCGACGCCGGGACAAGGCAUGUGGGGUUUGUGACGGCUUCUGUUUGUCACAGGGGUCAGCGGGUUGGCAGCAGUUCAUUGCAGCUAACAAGGCUCCGAGCUGGACACACAUGUGGUUCCCGUGGUCUCGGUUGCCUUGGGUUUCGUGUGUUGAAGUUGGCUGAGUCGGCAUGGCACCGAUACGUUUUACCCUGCCCGGCAGGGCGGCAGCGCUUUUUGUAAGAAACGCCCUCUCC